AGUAUAUCUACGAAGCAUGCUGGUACAGUUUACAGUUUGUUGAGGACGAUUGCAUAUUGCAAGGACAUCAUCAUCGUGAUCAGUUGUAAUAUAAAUAUUUUUCCUUGAAGAUGACCACGUUCCGGUUGGUCGAGUGCUAGAAUGAGGUCACGAACUACGUCGUUGAUAUCUGGUAUCUGAUGCGAUCCAGAUAAACGAAAACCACACCUGUUGGCUCUAAUUGGAAUCUGGGCGAGUAGACCCAAGUCCGAAAAAAGAACCUCAUCCCGGUAGUUGUAGCGCCCGCGCUGGACGGAAACAGCCGCGCGGCCCCUGAUGCAAGAUGAAGUUGACCACUAGCCACGGCGCCGUCAAAAACUGGGCGCGUUGUGGUAAGUUCCUCUUCGGGCUGGUAGAAGAGGUGGAGUAGCAGGCAGGAGCAGAAGUCGGAGCAGGAGCACGCUGCCAGUGCCAAAAGGAACAGCAUCUUCGACUACAUCUUCACUGAGAGGAACAGCAUCGAUUCUACACCUCGUGUUUCGGUUGAAGUAGCAAGACCAUCAAAUAAAGUUGUACUAAGUGUCCUUGAUCAACACCAUCUGACAUCGGCGAGGAUGGUAUCACGAGAAAAAAGUGUUACAGUUCUUACACGUUUGCUGUCGAUGCAGCAACGCAAAUUUUCUCCGCAUGAGGGAAAAAACUUGUAAUGCAAAUUAUCAUAAGGGAAAACUAAAACAGAAAGAGAAACACGUAUGAAAUGAGGCUCGAAAGCAUUUCUGGCAUGACAGACGUUGUCUGUCAUGCUGGGCCUGCAACACAAUGUGUAACUGUAACACUUUUUUUUCGUGAUAGAUGGCGUCGCCGGACCACCAGCGGGUCGUCACCACGACCAGCGAGAGGACCACAGCGGAUCAUAGGACUUCUGCUAGCAGCACUGAUAAAGGAACGGCCGCCUUCGUGCAAGCGCUGGCCGAUGAUAACACGGUGCAAAUGAGUGAACGCAUGAGCUCGAUGAUUUGUUGGGCGGGAGCGGCGACACUGAUUGGCGUUCUGAUCGGGCUGCUGUACGUAUGAAAGUGCACAACUCGCGGUCCCUCUUCCCCUCAUUUGUCAUGCAAAAUCCCAAAUCAGUAUCCUAUCCGGUCGCGGCCCUGUGGCGCUGUUUGCAUGUUCACAAAUUCCGGAAGUAGUAGUCCAAACAGUACUUACUACAUUCAUUAGGUGCGCAAAUUUGAUGUCAUGCGUAGGCUCCGCAUGUGUGUUGGUGUUUGUAUUUUUACUGUCCAUGCUAUAGCUAUACAAAUGAAAAUGAUGGGGAGGGGGAGUUGUGCACUCGGAUAGUACGCGAUCGCGGACAUAUUGGUCACGACUUAUCGUCCGUGUCCGGAGUGGUUUUUCAGCGACGUCGGCGUGGGGUCCGUGAAAUGGCAUUCGCUCCAUUCGUAUGCCUUGCAAAUUAAUAAAAUCGACGAUCUGGAUCCUCUCAAAGGUUGCCAGACUUAGAAAUGCUCUAUCUGCAUAUAUGGAAUAGAGUUUCCUGUUUGUCAUGCAGAAACGCUAUUCGUCCCCUCCCUGGCUGCCCAGUCGAGUCGGAAUUAUGGCUGAUACCGUGUAGAAGGAAAGUUCAUCAUCUUCACAAGCACAACGGGCCAGACCGAGGUCGAUAUACUUUGCAAAAAUGCAUAAUUCGGGGGUACUCGUUCUGGGCGGCGUGGUGGUGGCUCUGGUUGUGUCCCGCCUGGUGCCGGCGGCCGGUGGAGCAGGUAUGUUCCAGACCCGGACCUGUGUGGCGUUUGGCGAACGGGUGCCCGCUCGCGUGGGCGCGGCAAGAUUUGUUCUCACGUUGCUCUACGUGGGGUCGGGCCACGCAUUGGAGAUCCGGACCCCUUUAUCAAGAAGAAAAAUUCCCCUCCCCAUAUCAAAACGGAAAUCUGUGAUGCAGAUUUGUGGCCACAAAUCAGCUUUGUCAUGCUAGAAGGAAAAAGAUGCGGACUGUAGUGCUAUGCUGUGUGGGAAAGCCGUGCAUCUUCAGCAUGACAGGAGGCGGCUGGAAGUGGGAAGCAGCAUGACAAAUUGCCUGAAAAGGAGGCCACAGCUGCGCCUCUUUGCCUUCUCGGAAUACAAGUCGAAGAUUUAUUGUGUACGCAAAGACAGCACAGAAAGAAAACCAACGGAAUAGCCAAGCGCGAAGAGUUUAGAAAAAAAAAUACAGCAGCACAAAUCUUGUUUUCGAGAUUAAGGGGAGGAGAGAUUUUUCCUCUUGAUACCCUUUUUUGCACAUUGGCGGCGCGGUGGCGUCGAAGGUGUACGAACUCGCACAGAAAACCGCGGGGACGCGUAUCUUUCUAUCCUGAGUAAAAACCUCCCCACACCAGAGUUGUAAUGCAGAUUUGCAAAGACAGGAAGACUUGUAAUGCGCAUCCCCAUGAGAGCCAUUUCCAAUCGUGUUUUGGAAUUUGUAUUUGUGAUGCUGUGAACAGGAUGAGCAGCUGGAUUUGUGACGCGGCUCCCUUUGCUAACCUGCACUACACUGCAGAGCGCAACUUGUCAUGCGUGACUCACAAAACUCCUAGGUUUGUGUUGCAAAAUCCUCAUCCUAACUCUGGCGUGGGUACGUUUUUACUCAGGAUACUUUCCCGACAAAGCGGGCCCUACCGGGCUUGUCGUCCUGCUUGGGUCCGUUGCCGGUUUCGCCUGUGCCUUCAAUUCUCCAUUUGGUGGGUUGCUGUUCGCUAUCGAAGAGUACCGGUUCUUUCUCGGGGUAUCGAACAUACUGGUUCCGCUUGUCGCUUGUAGCGCGAUAUGCAUGAUAUGCAAAAGUAUCGUACUAGACGCAGUGGAAAUCGCAUAGCAAUUCUAUUGCAAUUUUGUCCCCAAAAAUAUGGGGAAAAAAAUCGAACUUGAUAUCAUGCAUGAUGUUCAGGUAGAAAACUACUACUACAAAAGCGCAGCUUUCAUGCCAGACUGCACCGAUUUGCACCGCACGAUCGAAUCUACGAAUACUUUUUCAUAGCUCGAUACGCGAUCGUGAGCGUGACCAGCGCCCGCUGGUUCUUUUCUAUGCUACAGAAAAAUACAUCCAUAUUCAAGUAAAUAAAAACGUACUAUUACUACAUCGUUCCUGUCUACUCUGUAGUGCGGUCUUGUCACUAGAGCACGUCGUGAUGCGGUUUUUUAUCUGAGAAGAGAGCGGUUUUGUCUGUUCAGCAUCACAUCUGCCUGGUACAACAACCUCUCUGACACCUGUUCAGCAUUAUAGAUACUUAUAUGGUUUGUGUUUUGCGUUUCAGGUUAUUUUCGUUGCUGACCGGCAUGACAGACUACAAGGUUCUUGUUCUGCCACAAAAUCAGCCCCCACGCGAAUUUACACUAUUAUAUCUUUUUUACCACUUUUAUUUAACUUAUCUUUUAGGUUUAGGGUCGGAGUACUCUCAGCACUGCUGAACCUUUAGAACCAGAAGGGAGUGCACGCCUGGAAGGAUCAGAGCAAAAGGCUUUUGAUAGCGCUUUUUUACAAACGGCUUCAUAGUUCGCUUUCUCUGUUGUGCUCUUCCUUUUUCCUCGGGCCCUACUGGCACCAAGCAGUUUUUCUUUCGGGGAUCGGGUUCGGGGUUUAGGAUUAGGUUUGGUGGUAGACCACCCACAUUUAGGACCAUCACAUGUUACGCGUAUCCGGAUCCUCCACCUGCAAACCGUCGUGACUUCUUCCCUCCAUCGACCCAGCCGCCGCAGAAGGGUUCCAGGGUUUAAAAGGGUUUAGUUUAGGGUUCCUAUUUUGAUUUUACCACUUUUAACUUAUCUACUGUAGCUAUGGCUGUGUUUUUCUAGAGGAUAUGCGCGCUCUUUCUCAACAGACUCCCCGGGUUGCUCCAGAUUUUCCAGACCAAGUUCGCAGGUGUCUUCUCACCGUCACGUUUCCCGUGUGACAGUGCACAACUCCCCCUCCCCCUCAUUUGUAUGGCAUGAACGACAAUACAAGCAUCAGCAAGAAUGCCGGUUUUGCAUGACAAAUUUGCACUGGAGUGUAGUGCUGUUUGGGCUUCCAGGAUUUGUCAAGCAAACAGUGCUACAAGGCCGCAGCUGCAUUUGGGAUUUUGCAUUACAAAUGAGGGGGAGGGGGAGUUGUGCACUUUCAUAUCCCGGGGCACCCGACGCCGAGCCUGCGGGGAGGCACCGCCCUCGGCGCGAACGCCUUCGCAGCUGGAUCCUCAGGAAAGGUGCUGCAGUUGGGUAGUACUAAUGAAGCAGCUGGGCAGCAAUUUGCGAACGACCCGACGGUGCUUCACAUGGCUUUUCGCAUAUCUUGUGCAAAAACGUGGCGUCGCCCACCCCAGGACCACGAGGAUGUGUCCUUCUCUCUUCCUUUUGUCAAAGAUUGAAGUUAGUUCCUCUGAUGUGCGGGUUUGAGUUGAUGUUUUCCAGAACAGAAAGACCUCAGAGCCAAAAUGGGAAUUUUGCAAGGCAAGUGGUCCAGAACUUAUUUUGGGACUCACGCAUGACAAGUUUUUUCGGUGUGUAGCUGUCGUGUGUCGUGCCUACUUACGUAUUAUAGAUGCGGCACAAAUCCACUGUAUCAUUCUGGUUUAGCGCAUGUAUCAUUCUGCUUUAGCGCAAACUCCGCUAGAAAAUGAAUGCCUCAUCUGAAGAAAAGCAAAAGCCGCGCGACCGCGCAAAGUUGCAUGACAAGCUGACAAGUUUACAUGCUAAGCAUCGCACACCGGUCUUCUAGCUUAAUAGCAAAGUGAUGAAUUCAUAACGAAGAAACGAGGGGCAUAAUCAGAAAAAAAAGAUUUGCGUAGAAAAAUCUGGGAUCCUCGACGUGGGAACGAGACGUUUUUGCUCAGGAGGCCGUCGCGACGGUGUCGGCGCGCACAUGAUGCCGGACUUGCGGCCCGAGGUGGGGCCGUGGCUGUUACUGGUUUUGCCGCUCGCCCUUUCUGCCGCCCUGGGAGCCGUGUUCCUGAUCCAGGGCACGGUGAUUUCGGUACACCUGUUUGCGGACAUGAGCGCAGUGCGACGCGCGAUCGUGGUUAGUUCCGUGACCGCGCUGCUGACGCCGGCGAUCUGGAUGCUGACCGACACGCGGACCUUAGGCCCGCACCACUCGGCUGCGCACCACUCCGCCGGCCUCUCGGUCGUGCCUGGUGCGGGACGCAGUUCGUCCCGUGACCACAGCGGCUGGGAGCGGUUGGGUUGCACAGGAGGCUUUCCGCUUGAAGGCAACCGACUCGCGACUACGCAUCUGCGGAUGCUGCAGUGUGAGGUGACGAGGGAAGGCGCCGCGGUCCUGUCUGCUUUUGUGUUAUCAAAUACAAGAAAUAUCGAUCUGGGUCAGGAAUAUUGCGAGAUUUGUCAUCGACUAGUGAGGUUCAGGCAUAGAAACGAGCUCUGUAUUGCGUAGCCACUAUUAAAUACGAGUUCUUCUACUUGUCUGUUUUGCAAAAAUGCAGGCUCUGAGGCGGAAUACGUAAUACCGAGCCACAAAAGAACCUGUCAUGCUUGGCGGCGCACCAUUCCAGUGUGCUUAUUAUUCAUCACUGAGCGGUUGGAGUUGCACGAUCGCACGACCGCAACUUUCCAGACCCAGAGCGAUAUUAAAUUUGCAAUCGGCAUAAGUGUUCAUGAUGGGUAAGGGCGUGUUGCUGGCGCUGUCGACGGCCGCCAACGGUGUGGGCGGCGCGCUUGGGGAGUUGAUCGUGAUCGGGACGUCGGGCGGCAUAAUAUACGGCAGCGUGCUAGAGCGCAUCGGGCUUGGCGGUUACAUCCCGCUGGUCGCGCCGUCGAACAACAAUCCUCUGGUGCGCCCGUCGCUCGGCCUGGAGCGGUUUUUCGCACCGAUAUAUCAAAUGCAAAUAUCGAUCCGGGUCUGGAUGAAUACAAGAGUUUGGUAUGCCGUUUUUUUCCUGACCGAGAAGGCUUGGCAUGCAAGCUCCAGCGUCGCAGCUUUUGAUCAGAAGGUUUCUCAAUGCCUAAUCCGCAUGACAAAUUUCUGUACAAAAUGAGAUCAACGAGAGCUAGUUGUGUUGCUGGUCCUGUGCCAGCCGCGGGGCAUUUUCCGGUGUUCCGGACAGUGCUCAGUGCACCCCUCGGAGGACCCUACCCCCGGGCUCGGUAGCGCAGUCUGUUAGUUAAGCAUGACAAAUUUCCGCUUUCGGUGACGAGACGCGGGCAACCCUUUGUUUCUGUCCGUGACUGACAGAUUUGUGUGUCGUCUGAAAUCCGCAUUAGAAGUUUGUGUUCUCCUUGACCCAGACAUAUUUGCAAUGCAUACGAUAGGCAUGGCCGCGAUGCUUGCCGCGUUCUCCCGAUGUCCGCUUGCCUCCGCCGCUGUCGCGAUAGACAUGUUACCCGCGGGCAUGAAUACGCAGUACGUCCUUAGCGCAGCAAUUUUGGCCGCUUCCCUCCUUGGAUACCUCGUGUCAAUUCUGCUGCAGCCCAAGGAUCUUAUGCAGCAGGUAUAAUUGUAAUGAAUAUGUAGUGAUGCUGGUAAAAAUAUUUAAGAUGUUGGAAUUGGGCCCCUGAGUAAAUUGAAAUUUUCAUAUUUUUUAGUCAUAAAAAUCUCGUCGUGCAUCGUCGCAGAACGGAAGCGUCUUCGUCUUGGAGAGAAUUAUCCAUCUUCAAUAGUACUGUGAAGAAGAAAAUGAAUCCAAUUUUAGUAUAAGUGGCCCAACAUCAUCAUGAUCUUCUCAUGAAGAAACGAAACUGAAAUUCUGUCAGUUAUUGGAGCAGGAGACGCUAGAACAAGUGGCAAACAGUAGACUCGAUCUGAAUCGGCAACCCUUGGUUGUCGAUAUCAAAUGCAAAUAUGUCUGGGUCUGGGAAGUUGAUGCGAGAUGUGUCAUGCUGGUCUGGCAUGACUUUGAGUCUGAACUCUGUGUUGCGUCACCGCAAAGAGCUCCUCCUGCCUGUCAACAUGCAAAAACGGAAUUUUUCAUGCGGAGUGCGCAACUCAGAACCAUGGAAAAACUUGUCAUGCUUGGCAGCGCAUUACAGUGUGCUCACUAAGUAUUCCCUUCCACCUUGCGUCACAAGUUUAUUCUGGACCCAGACAUCAUAUUUGCAAUGCGUAGUCGACCGGGCGCAACAACAAGAUCCGGGCACGGUGGCGGCUGGAGAUAGUGGUGCAACUGGAAUUAUGACCCGUAGCGGGGGUUCGGCUGCUUCUUCCAAUGUAGCUCCAGCAGACCACACGACCGAGGGGCAGCAGCUGCGGGCGCGGGGGGUGGGCGGUCGGUUGCUAUCGGGGGAUAAAGGCAAUAAAGUGGACAACUACCGCGGAGGAACGUCAAAUGAUCCGGAGCUACUGCUCGAUGCUAAAACCGGGCAGCUACGACCACGAGGACUCGGAACAAGCAGCUCCUCGUCGACCAGUAUGGGGACUUCUAGUUACAAUAAAUCGCGUCAGAUGAAUGUAUCCAACAAUGUAGUUGUCAGAAGUCCCUGGGCACCAACGGAGGAGGAGAUAGAGUGCGAGCGGACGGCGCGCGGUGGGACGAGGAGAAGCACUCUCUCGAUGUCGUCCUCGACAGGAGGACCACUGCGGCGGGCGGUUCCCAGAAGCACUCUGGACAGGGUCGUGGCCGGUCGUGGUCCUACUCCUACGGACGCGUCACCCAACCUGAGUUUUCUGCAGGGCAUCCUCCAGGACCACAAGAUGAGGGCAACAAGCGCUGGCGCGGCGUCUGCAGGGUCCUCUACUACUUCGAAGAAUAAUGCAGUGGAGGAAGCGCUCGGUGUCAUCAUGACCAGGACCAGCAACGACGUCGUGGGUAAAAAUAUCAACGAGGGGGCAGACGAGGAACAAGAUUCCUUGCUGGCGUUGCUUGGACCAGGAGCACAAGUUGUGCAACGACUACAGGGAUCAUCGUCCACAACCACCUCGCCGCGAAUGGCAGGAGACCCGCGGGCGACGGACGAUUCGCCUGGUGCUCCCCUACUAGUAUUACAACCUGGACAACUUCCGGAGGAGCGUCGGGCGAAUAACCCAGUUUCGGUCUCGCACUUGGCCGAGCUCACGUCUCGGGUGCGCACAGGGAUGACGGAGAACGAGGCUGGUAGUACAGGAGCGGUACUGCUUCCCCCGCUGGAUACUAAUAGUACAACCUUGCGCGACCACGACGUCCCAGAAAAUAGCGGCGCAGCUGCUGCACCAACGCAGCUGGAACUUUCCCCGCAGAACAGGAUGAAAAUGCAGUCCAUGAAGAAAAAACUGGCGACACAGGCGGUAUGGGACUGCUCUCAAACGUUACUACACUUCUAUUGUGUGUUCUUACAUGAUAAUUGCAAUUGUUGGUCAUGCAGCAAAAUUACCUGCUUGCAGCCUCCACACGAUCAAGCUGGAGGUUGUUGUACAAGAAAUUCUCGAAGCGCGGCUAGACAACAUGGAAAUCACAUGUCGAAUUUGUAAGGCGAGAGGCCCUUCGGCCUUCGCCUUCCGGCCCAACAAGCUCCUCAUUUAUUUAACUAUUGCAUCAGAAAUAAUUGUUCACGUGGGCACAGCCACAGCUUUGAACGAUGUAACGUUCUUGGAGAGCUCCAUAGGCGACCUUUGGGCCAGGCCCACGCUCAUCCGCGGAAAGCGGUGGAAUUUCAGCGCACAACAGCGAUUCGUCCUAUGCAUUGCAAAUACUGGUGGUGUUUGGGUCCUCUGGAACAAUGCAACUUGUUGUGACACUGCUUUUUGAUUCUGAAAAAAUGAGCUGUACUGCCUGAGCUGCAGUCAGUGGAGCCCACUACUUUUUGCUACGCGGAGAGCGCACUUCUCAUGUUGUGGGAUACUAGGCAUCAAGAACCAUUCAGAAAAUGAUCUGUGAUGAUGCGGGGGCAUACAUCCAGACCCAGACAAACAGGGGCACUCUUCCAGGAGACCCAGACACGUUUGCAGUGGAUACGUCCUCGUCCACACCAAUUGUUUCCCCGCGAUAAGGAUGAUCGCGAGCC
Messenger RNA from Amoebophrya sp. A120, 8919 nucleotides. The record is from the annotation of a GenBank genome assembly. Lineage: Eukaryota; Dinophyceae; Syndiniales; Amoebophryaceae.